CAUCUGAUCCUGCUAGCUAAUUAAUCCCUGUUAAUCUCUCGAUCCGUCUGUCUGACGACAGCAUCAUAUAUAAGAAUUCAUAUAUAGUGGAUCAUAUAUUAUCAUCUAUAGCUAGCUAGCUAGUCUCUUACUUUACUUAGCUAGUUAGUAAAAUAAUGAAUCAUGAUCAUCAGUUGGGAAGCAUUGUCGAUUUCCUUGAGAACAAAGCCAUAUUAAUCACCGGGGCUACUGGUUUUCUUGCCAAAAUUUUUGUGGAGAAGAUAUUAAGAGUUCAACCAAAUGUGAAGAAACUAUAUCUUCUGGUUAGAGCUCCUGAUGCCAAGUCUGCCUUGCAACGCUUUAACUCUGAGGCAGUGGCAAAGGAUUUGUUUAAGCUUCUAAAAGAGAAACACGGUACAAAUCUGCAAACCUUUUUGUCGGAAAAAGUUACUCCGGUGGCAGGAGACAUCACUUUUGAGGAUUUGGGAGUACAAGACUCUAGUUUGAAAGAAGAAAUGUGGAAAGAUGUUGAUGUUGUUGUUAACGUCGCUGCAACGACCAACUUUGACGAACGAUAUGAUGUUGCCCUCAUGCUUAACACAUUUGGCGCAAAAUACGUUUUAAACUUCGCCAAGAAAUGUGUCAACAUAAAGCUGCUUCUUCAUGUGUCUACAGCCUAUGUUUCCGGCGAGAAACCAGGACUAAUGCUUGAAAUUCCAUAUAACUUGGGAGAGUCAAUUAAUGGAACAAAUGGGCUAGACAUUGAUGAAGAGAGAAAGAUCGUUGAAGAUAAAUUGAAAGAGCUCAAAUCUGAUCAUCAUAAUUAUAAUGAUAAAUUGGUUAAGUUUGCCAUGAAAGAUUUGGGAAUGAAAAGGGCAAACCGCUACGGUUGGCCAAAUACAUAUGUUUUUACCAAAGCAUUAGGGGAGAUGAUAAUCGGUCACAUGAAGGGAGAUAUGCCGGUGGUUAUACUUCGUCCAACCAUUGUCACGAGUACUUUCAAAGAACCUUUUCCCGGAUGGGUUGAAGGAAUUAGGACCAUUGAUAGCUUGGCACUUGGGUAUGGAAAGGGCCAAUUAACAUGUUUCCUUGGAAAUCCUGAAGCUGUAUACGAUGUUGUACCAGCUGACAUGGUAGUGAAUGCUAUGAUCGCGACAAUAGCGGCCCAUUCAAGUCAAAAGUUUUCUGAGACAAUUUACCAUGUUGGGUCUUCCGUAUCAAACCCAGUGAAGUUCACCGUCAUUCAAAGAUGUGGCUAUAACUAUUUUACGGAGCAUCCGUGGAUCGGAAAGGAUGGGAAGCCCGUCAUAGUUGGAGAAGUUACAGUGUUGAAAUCCAUGGAAAGUUUCCAUCGAUAUAUGGCUCUUCGUUACUUGCUUCCGUUGAAUGUACUUAAAUAUGUGAACAUCGUAUUUUGCCAAGCUUUUGCGGACACAUACAAGAACCUUAGGCGUAAGAUCAACUUCGUGUUACGACUAGUUGACCUUUACAAACCUUACUUGUUCACGAAAAGCUUUUAUGACGAUUUGAAUACUGAAAAGCUACGUAGGGCAAUCAGAGAGAGCGGAGAUGAGGAGAGCCUCUUCUACUUCAAUCCAAGGGUAAUCGAUUGGGAAGACUAUUUCCAGAAUACACACAUCCCUGGUGUAAGACAACGCGAAUUUAAAUGACAUGCAAAACUAUAAACAUUAUAUAUGUGUGUUCGAUAUGUAUAUGUUUUCAAUUACACGGUCUAUAGCUCAAGUAAUACUCUCUCGUAAGCCUAAUAUAAUGUACAAAGGACGACGGAACUAAGAAGAGUAUCGUUCUUUGUACAAAUUUCUUAUAAUUAAUUUGUUACACGUUGUUAAAAGAACAACGAUAUACGGUUUGACAACCAAUUGUUGUAUUUUCAUUGUAUUUUGAUUUCUAUAGUUUAUAUUUGGUAAUUGUGAUUUA
This is a messenger RNA of Erigeron canadensis, 1917 nucleotides long. Its product is annotated as alcohol-forming fatty acyl-CoA reductase-like. The transcript has 10 exons. Gene Ontology annotation, cellular component: intracellular membrane-bounded organelle. Bases 156 to 1649 code for a protein of 497 amino acids. Gene Ontology annotation, biological process: long-chain fatty-acyl-CoA metabolic process; suberin biosynthetic process. The record is from RefSeq and is a predicted model, not a curated record. Gene Ontology annotation, molecular function: alcohol-forming very long-chain fatty acyl-CoA reductase (NADP+) activity. Lineage: Eukaryota; Viridiplantae; Streptophyta; Magnoliopsida; Asterales; Asteraceae.